Molecule: messenger RNA, 1686 nt
Organism: Penicillium mononematosum
Lineage: Eukaryota; Fungi; Ascomycota; Eurotiomycetes; Eurotiales; Aspergillaceae
Gene: sebA
Product: putative C2H2 transcription factor (Seb1)
Exons: 2
Coding region: 1-1686 (561 amino acids)
Biological process (GO): regulation of transcription by RNA polymerase II
Molecular function (GO): RNA polymerase II cis-regulatory region sequence-specific DNA binding; DNA-binding transcription factor activity, RNA polymerase II-specific
Source: RefSeq, a predicted model, not a curated record
AUGGACUCAACAUACACCAUGGCACCAACCUCGGUGCAAGGACAGCCAUUCACAUACUAUCCCGACUCAACACAAAGACAAGCCCACUACCAGUCAGACGUCCCGUACUACGGCCAAAUGCAGUAUGGACAAGAGCAACCGCUCUACUCCCCCCAACCCAUGAUGAACAUGCACCAAAUGGCCACCACCAAUGCCUUCCGGGGAGCUACCAUGAGCUUGACACCAAUUGCCUCUCCCCAGCCCUCGCAAAUGAAGCCCACCAUCAUGGUGCAGCAGGGAUCUCCUGGUUUGAUGCCCUUGGACACUCGCUUUAUUGGUCACGACAUGUACUCCUUCCCUUCAACUCCUCCACUGUCCGCCUCGGGAAGCACCAUCAGCAGCCCCCCGUCUGCCCACGGUGCGCUACCAACCCCGGUUCAUGACACAUUCUUCACCUUCGACAAGGUGGAGGGUGUCAAGGAGGGAUGCGAGACCGAUGUCCACCAGGAAAUCCUGGCCACUCCGGAGUGGGCGCGUUCCGAUUCGCCUCCGAUGACGCCUGUCUUCAUUCACCCGCCUUCUGUUACUCACAUCCACGGCUCAGACCUUCUGUCUGCAACAUCCUGCCCCUCGCUUUCCCCCUCCCCCUCACCCGUGCCCACCGACAUUCUUGGCUCCCAGACUCUUGGGUCAAGCCAGUCUUUCUGCGAUCCGCGUCAGCUCACCGUUGAACCCUGUGUCAAUGUUCACGCACAGGAUCUCCCUCCUCUACCGAAUCUUUCAUGCGAGGAGGAGGAGCCGCGCGCCGUUGUUGGCAGUGCGUCUGUGACGCUUCCCGUCAACGAGAACCCAUCUCCUUCUUUCAGCUCCUCGACCCAGGACCCUCUGAGCUCGCUGCCCACUUUUGACAGCUUCUCAGACCUUGAUUCUGAUGAUGAGUUGAACCGCCUGGUGGAAUUCCACCCUGCUGCAAAUGCCGUCUACAUGGGUGGCAAGCGCCAGCGUGUGCACGCCUACCCGGUAGAGGAUGAUGGAUUCCUGAGCGAGCACAGCCUCGAAGACUCCGAUGACUCAGAGUCUUUCAUGCCUAAUGGUUUGCCUUCCUUCGAGUGGACCCAGACUGCCCAGCCGCAGGCUGAGGCCGAGGAGGAACCUGUCGAGGAGCCCAAGACCAAGAAGCGUAGCAACCGCAAGUCCCGCAAGAUCGCUGCUGACGAGGCGGCUGAAGCAAAGGCGCUGGCCGCCUGCGAGUCCUCUGGCGACUGCUGCUCUGAUGAUGGAUCAGUUGAUGACUCUGAGUCUGCUCCCAUCUCGGUCAACCGCCGGGGCCGCAAGCAGUCUUUGACUGAGGACCCCUCUAAGACCUUCGUCUGCACUCUGUGCUCCCGUCGCUUCCGUCGUCAGGAACACCUCAAGCGCCACUACCGCUCUCUCCACACCCAGGACAAGCCAUUUGAGUGCAACGAGUGCGGCAAGAAGUUCUCCCGCAGUGACAACCUCGCUCAGCAUGCCCGUACUCACGGUGGUGGCUCCAUUGUCAUGGGAGUUCUCGAUGCAAGCGAUGCUGGUUCUGUCUCCUUCGAUGAUCAACAUGACGCUGGUGCCCUUGGCCAAGUCAUGUACGAGGCUGCCCGGUCGACCGAAGUCACCGGUUCUACCUCUGUGGAUCGCCGAGCGACAAAGAAGCGCAAGCGUGACUUGUCCUAA